This is a messenger RNA of Aedes aegypti (yellow fever mosquito), 3441 nucleotides long. It is a transcript of the gene dati, whose product is annotated as zinc finger protein 236. The transcript has 6 exons. Gene Ontology annotation, biological process: regulation of transcription by RNA polymerase II. The record is from RefSeq and is a predicted model, not a curated record. Gene Ontology annotation, molecular function: RNA polymerase II cis-regulatory region sequence-specific DNA binding; DNA-binding transcription factor activity, RNA polymerase II-specific. Bases 1122 to 3119 code for a protein of 665 amino acids. Lineage: Eukaryota; Metazoa; Arthropoda; Insecta; Diptera; Culicidae.
UGUGCAACCCAUCGGCGUCUGUGUGAGUGAGUGUACUUUUCCGACUUUCCACACUUUCUUCUUCCCCUUUUCGUUCUUGAUCGGCCAGCAGCAGAUUAACUUGUUGUAAAAUUGUGAUGCAGUUAUUAAACAACUUUCGUCACAUGUAUGAAUUUCUUUUCACGCACUCCCGAACGCCAAGCGAAAACGACGAAAACGACGACGACGAGCAGUCGGGACUCGAAGGUUGGCUCCUUACGCGCGGCGCCUUCAUUUCUUCGCCGACUUUCGAGGAAGAAAAGUGCGUGAGAUAGUAGUUCCCAGUUUUGUUGAAGUAGUGCUUCAAGGAGUUGGUCCUCCUCCGGUCAAGACUCCAGAGGACCCUCCUCGCCGGAAAAAAAAGAAAACGUGAUUAAAGAAAGUUCUUGACCCCCCUUUUUGGCAUACCAAGAGGGAUGAACGCAAAAGUCCCUCGCUUUUCGGCAUUCUAACUUACAACGGCAAAACACAACACAGAAACAGAAAUCAAGUGCAAGAAAAGAGUGCUUUGGAAAAAUUCAAAAUUUACUCCCCUUUUUCUCAAUAAUCAAAAAAUAUCGCGCGUCUCCAUCGGCAAAGCGAAAAAACAGACGAAAGCAAAAAACCGUCAGUGCACCAAUCUAGUUACCGAUGUGAAUUGUGAUACAAGAAAAAGAAGGCAAAAUGUUUUCGAUUGAAUCAAUUUUAAAAUCUCAAAUCUCCCAGAGGUAGUGUACAAAAGAUUCCAGGGUUAGCAUUGGUUUGUAAGAAAACAAAAAAAAAACGAAACCAAAAUCAAACCAAAAUGAACACCUCCUCUUAUAGUUAAUAAAACAAAAACCAAUCCUAAGCAACAUUAAGCUAAGCAGAACACAAACCAACAAACGAGAAACUCGAGUGCCAAAUCAUAUAUAGGAUAAUACAAUAAGCAGGACAAAGCCCCACAAAAAAAAUCCGAGAGCGGGAUAUGAUUUUUGUGUUUUACCAACGGCAUUUGAUGAAGACUCGGACCCUUGCGAGGGCCCCCCCAAUGUUGUAUGCUAGUAUUUCAGCAGCUUUCGGUACUCUACCACUACUACCACUAGCGCGGCCAAACAAGCAAUCGAACGCUGUCGAGAGUCAGAAUGCAGAUCCAGCACGUGAGGGACCUGUGUGCCGUUCCGGGCGGUGCAGCAGCAGCAGCCGCGGCGGCCGCCGAGUUGAACUGCACCGGUGAUAUCCUGUCGGUGCAGAACCUGCUGCCCCAGUUGGCCCCACCGCCGGAGAACAAACCGCACCAGUGCCAGCAGUGUCUGAAGAGCUUCUCCUCCAACCACCAGCUGGUGCAGCACAUCCGGGUCCACACCGGCGAGAAGCCCUACAAAUGUUCCUACUGUGAUCGCAAGUUCAAGCAGCUGUCGCACGUCCAGCAGCACACCCGGUUGCAUACUGGCGAGCGCCCGUACAAAUGCCACCUGCCGGAGUGCGGCCGAGCGUUCAUCCAGCUGUCGAACCUGCAGCAGCACCUUCGCAACCACGACGCCCAGGUCGAGCGGGCCAAGAGCCGCCCGUUCCACUGCAAUCUCUGCGGCAAGGGUUUCGCCACCGAGUCUAGUCUCCGGACGCACACGUCCAAGGAGCUCCAACUGCACCUUGGAGUGUUGCAACAACACGCCGCCCUGAUCAGCAACUCCAACAGCGUCACGUGCAAUGUCUGCAGUAAGAUCUUCCUCGGCGUGGAUGCCCUCAACGAACACAUCAAAUACUCGCACAAAGAAGUGGCUGACUACAGCACUAAAUGUCUUGAGGAACUGAAACAUAGAAUUUCUUACACUACAGUGAAGCGAAGGGUAGCGAACCACCCGUGCCCGAUGUGCGGCAAGCACUACGUCAACGAGGGCUGCCUGCGGAAGCACCUGCUGACCCAUCCGAGGACGCCGGGCGGCCCGGGGGCCCCCUUCCGGUCCAACCUGCAGAUGUGGCCCUGCUCGGUGUGCCAGGCCGUGUUCACGCACGAGACAGGUCUCAUCACUCACAUCGAGCACAUGAAGAUGGAUCCGAAGCAUCAAUUUGCAGCGCAGUACAUGUUCAGCAAGGCGGUGGCCGAGCAGCGGGAAAAGGAAUCGAACGUCCUCGGCGGCAUGGGUGGAAGUGGCGGGUCCGGUCCAUCGAACGCCAUGAUCUCCGUCAAGGAGCUAACUCAUCAGAACAGCAUUUCGCCGUUGAACUACUCGGAGAAUUCGUCCACUAUGGGAUCGGAGAAGAAUGGCGAGGGGGGCGGAGCUGGUGGUGGGGUAGGUGUAGGACCUUUUGACAAUCAUCGGUUGGCCGCGGCGGCCGUGGCCGCUUCGGGAGGUCACGGCAACCCAUUCGGGGUCGUUCCCGGUGAUAACAACAAUAGCCAAUUCUCGAGGAUGAUGAUGCUGCAGGAACCGAAGUUCGAUCCGGACCUGAUGUUACCGACGGAUGGAACGUCUUCCGCGGUGCAGGCCGCCGUCGUCAAUUUGGCCACCGCGAUGCGAAUAGGGCAGACGUUCAAGAACAACUCGAUCCACGGAGACCAUCUGGGCCAAUCGAAUCUGGGUCCGCUGAAGAAAAAGAGUAAUUUUAUCAAUUUUAACGAAAUGAAGUACCCAUUGUCCAAUCGGCAGAACUAUCCACCUUCAGCGGAUUCGCCUCUGGGAGGGGCAGGGUUGGGUGGUGGUCAGAACGCUUGUGGUCCUUCCUCGGAAACGGCGAUUCGGAUUCAACAGGCGGAGGCCAUUCUACGAUCUCAAGCCGAGGCAGCUCUAAGGUUGGCAGUUUCCCAGGCACAGGCCGUAGUCUCGUCCAACGCCAGUAUAGGAAGUCAUGGAAUAGGAGGUGGAGGAGGCGGUGGUCACUUGGGACCCCUUGGGAACCCCCUCAUGGGCAGGUGCAAUGAAGAGAGUAGAUCCAAUGAAAACUGUCCCCCAUUUGGCGACCCAAAUGGGGAACAUCUGAGGGCGGUCAUGAGGGAACACCACGCCCACCAACAUCAGCAACAGCAACAGCAGCAGCAGAAUAACGACGAGUGCCAUCAAUUCUCGCAGAGUCCGGUGCCGAGGAACGGCCUAGACCUUACCGACGAGUUCCUAAAAAGUGAAAACGUACUGAAAGGGUGAGAGUAAAUAGAUUGUAAAUUUUGAUGCCAUAUUAUAUUUAAUUUAAAUCAAUGCAAAACACAAAACAAAAAAUCAUCAGAUGAGAAAUGGUUCUGAAUAGCAAAUAAAGAAAAAGGGAAAGUUGAAAGAAAACUCGAUGUAAUUGGGCGAGGGAAAUAAUGCAAUUGGGGACAAACAAACAGCUAACAAAGAUGAAUCAAACCAACCACAGCACGUUGAUUACAUGAUUACGAUAAUCUGGGACUUGAAUGUGUGAAUCAAUAACUAAAUGAUAAAAUAAAACAAAAGAACAACUGAUGCAUUAUGCCAUAUUAUGAAGGUA